AUGCCCGCCCUGCUGCUGCUCGGGACUGUCGCGCUGCUAGCCUCCGCCGCGGGCCCGGCGGGGGCGCGCCCAUCCAACGACACGAGCGCAGUGGCCCCGGGCCCGCUGCCCGCGCUCCUCGCGCACCUGCGGCGCCUGACCGGGGCUCUGGCGGGAGGCGGAACCGCGGCAGGCACCAGCGCCAAUGCCACCAAGACCAGCCCAGCGGGUGGCACGGGCGCAGCGGCACGGGCGCCCCCUCCGGCCGAGCUCUGCCAUGGCUACUACGAUGUCAUGGGCCAGUACGACGCCACCUUCAACUGCAGCACCGGCUCCUACCGCUUCUGCUGUGGCACCUGCCACUACCGUUUCUGCUGCGAGCACCGCCACAUGCGCCUCGCGCAGGCCUCCUGCUCCAACUACGACACGCCACGCUGGGCCACCACGCCCCCGCCGCUGGCUGGAGGCGCCGGGGGCGCUGGGGGUGCGGGUGGGGGGCCAGGGCCGGGCCAGGCAGGGUGGCUGGAAGGGGGCCGGGCCGGGGGCGCUGGGGGACGUGGGGGAGAGGGCCCAGGGGGCAGCACAGCCUACGUGGUGUGCGGAGUCAUCAGUUUCGCCCUGGCUGUAGGCGUCGGAGCCAAAGUGGCCUUCAGCAAGGCGUCACGUGCGCCCAGGGCGCACCGGGAGAUCAACGUGCCCAGAGCUCUGGUGGAUAUUCUCAGGCAUCAAGCAGGACCUGCAACACGCCCGGACCGGGCCAGAAGCAGUUCUCUGACCCCAGGGCUGGGAGGCCCAGACAGCAUGCCCCCCAGGACGCCCAAGAACCUUUACAACACCAUGAAGCCCUCCAACCUCGACUGGCGUGCUAUGCCACCACCCAGUCCCUCCCUGCACUACUCCACGCUGUCCUGCUCUCGAUCCUUCCACAACCUCUCUCAUCUUCCCCCAUCCUAUGAGGCUGCUGUGAAAUCAGAAUUGAAUCGAUACUCUUCCCUCAAGAGACUGGCUGAGAAAGAUCUGGACGAAGCCUACCUGAAGCGCAGACAUCUGGAGAUGCCACGUGGAACGCUGCCCUUGCAUGCACUGCGGCGCCCUGGCACUGGGGGUGGCUACCGCAUGGAUGGCUGGGGUGGCCCUGAGGAUCUGGGCCUGGCACCAGCACCCAACCCCCGGCGGGUUAUGUCCCAGGAACACCUGCUGGGUGAUGGCCGAGCUUCCCGCUAUGAGUUCACGUUGCCUCGAGCACGCCUGGUGUCUCAAGAACACCUGCUGCUGUCUUCACCAGAGGCGCUUCGCCAGAGUCGCGAACACCUGCUGUCACCCCCACGAAGUCCUGCACUGCCCCCAGACCCCACCACCCGGGCCAGCCUGGCUGCCUCACACUCCAACCUGCUGCUGGGGCCUGGGGGCCCCCCCACACCCCUGCAUGGGUUGCCUCCAUCAGGCCUGCAUGCCCACCAUCAUCAUGCCCUUCAUGGCUCUCCUCAGCCAGCCUGGAUGUCUGAUGCGGGCGGGGGUGGGGGCACACUGGCCCGCAGGCCACCCUUCCAGCGCCAGGGCACCCUGGAGCAGCUGCAGUUCAUUCCUGGGCACCACUUGCCCCAGCAUCUGCGCACUGCCAGCAAGAACGAAGUGACUGUCUGAGGCCGGGUGGAGUGCUUGGGGGCUGUGGCUUCUGAGUUUCCCUUCUCCCAGCCCAGAUCUCCAUCACUGGCUUAUCAUAUACACCAAGGGUCUGAGACCAGGUGGACCCUUGGACCGGAGACCAUGCCUCCUUUUGGGAUGUUACCGCAGAUGAGAUCUCUCCUCCUACUUUGUCUCUGUUUGAACCGAGGCCUCCCUCCCAUGAUGUCAUCCCAGAGGAAGGAGGCCUGUACACGAGGUCAUUACUAGCAAACAUGUCUGUGUUUUAUAAUGUUGCAGGGACUAAACCUCCUCUUAUGAGGUCACCACAGAGAAAGAGCCCUGCCUAUGAGGUCAUCACUAGAAGCUACGUCCAUUUUGCAUGACAUCACCACAGAGACUCCUUUCCUGUGAUGUCACCACAGACAAUGCCUUGUCCCAUGCCAUCAUCCCUAGAAACAAAAACUUCUUCCUGCAGUGUCACUACAGAGAAAAGUCUCACACUUGUUGAGACUUGUUGGUAUCAUCCUGACUGAGCACCAAGGCCUCUUGCAAUUGUCAUCACAGGAAAAAUGUUUCUCUGCCAUGGAGAAGAUGCCUCCAUUCAUUCCAUGAUGCCACCACUACAGACAAAGCCAUUUUCCUGGGACACAUCGCAGGGGACCACACCCUGCCAAUUGUAUCCUCACUAAAGAUUAGGCCUCCUUUCCACAAUGCUGUCACAGGACUUUGCCUCCCUCCUGUGAUGCCAUCACCAGAUUAGGUGCCUUGCCCAAUGGCGCCAUCACAGGACCCGUGCCUCUUCAUGUGAUGUCAUUACCAGAAAUGACCACCUGUUCCUGGGACCUCUCUCCAGGGUGAGACCCUUCUGUGGUGUGACCACCAGUUACCACCCACUUGGAAACGACACCAGGAAACACCUCUAUUUCUGUGCCAUGUCCUGAGAAAGUUGGGCUUGUGUAGCCAAAGACCACCUGGGAAGAGGCCAGAGGAAGCAGCCUGUCCUGAGAUGUAAUCUGAGGGGUGUCAGCACUAGGGAUGCUGGUGAUGAUGCCCUCCAUCGGACCUCAUCAUAGAGUGUUUCCUUCUCAGAGGUGGUUCCCAGUCCAGAUGACCAAUGGUAGUGAUUGCAUAGUGAUCGUGUCAUCAGAGUCCUUCUCUUACUCUCUUAUAAUUAAGUUCCAUGGCUGCUUCCCAUGACCCCAGGGACGUAGCCAACAUGCUGUCCACUAGCCCCUCUAAAGGAAGGCUGGGCCUGUGCAGUGAGUCCUUGGGGAUGGCACCCAUGGAUGAGCCUCAGCUCCAAAGCCACUUUGAUCCAUGAGGUUUCUAAAGCCCUAGGACUCAUAGGUGAGCCAAAGGCUGGCAUCACUUCUCUCUGCCAUAUCUAAAGACACCUCUGUCAACAGAGUCCCCGUCUCUAUUGGAGAGGGAGGGUUGGGGUAUAUGUGCUGCUGACCUUGCCAAUGACAUUAUCAAUGCUCCCCAGUAUUCUCCUGUCAUGAUAGCACAGCAGUUGGGGUCCAAUGUUAACCAUGUCAUUUCCCAGGAUUCCAUAAGACUCACUUCAACUACCAUAUCAUCUUCCAGGCAGUAUCACCAUUAAUGGUGUCAUCAUUGUCUCCCAAGAUUCUUCCCAACCAUGGUGUCAUCAUCUCCCAGGGUCCAAACAACAUGUCAUCAUGAUGUUCCAGGAUCCACCACAACCAUGUUCUCAUUGCCUCUCAGAACCCUUCACAAGCUCA
Molecule: messenger RNA, 3347 nt
Organism: Arvicanthis niloticus (Nile rat)
Lineage: Eukaryota; Metazoa; Chordata; Mammalia; Rodentia; Muridae
Source: RefSeq, a predicted model, not a curated record